This is a messenger RNA of Rosa chinensis, 1037 nucleotides long. RefSeq lists its product as uncharacterized. The transcript has a single exon. Lineage: Eukaryota; Viridiplantae; Streptophyta; Magnoliopsida; Rosales; Rosaceae. The coding region runs from base 101 to 796 and encodes 231 amino acids. The record is from RefSeq and is a predicted model, not a curated record.
AAGCCGAAGCGAAGCCACAGAAGAAAAACCAAACCAGAGAGAGAGCAGAAGCAGGAGAGAUUAGACUGCUUCGAACUCGGAACUGAAAAACGGCACCGUAAUGGCGGCGGUCUACGUCGACGAGGAGGAGGUCUGGAAAUGUCUGAAACACCCCUCCAAGCGCCGGAAGAGCGGCAUCUGCCACAUUUGCCUCCGCGAGCGCCUCGCCGCGCUCUGCCCCGACUGCGCUAACGUGCGCCCCUGCCCCUGCUGCGCCACCACCUCCUCCGACUCUUCCUCCUCCUCCAACUCCUCCCGCUUCCCCGCCGACGGCGUCCGCGUCGCCAAGCUUCUCGAGAGCGAGCCCUCUUUCCGGCGAUCCCGUUCCGUGGCGAUUCCCUCUUUCCUCCGCUCCAGCUCCCGCUACGUUGGAAGCGGCGGCCGCCUCUUCGACCUCACUACUUCCGGCGACAGGAGCGAGCGGCCAAAGACUCCUUCUUUUUGGUCGUCCGUGUUCCGCUCGUCGCGGAGGAGCCAGGCCAGCGAGUUCAGCGUACAACCCGAGCCGGCCCCGGCGGUGAAGAAGUUCGGCGAGAUUGAAGAGGUGGAACAACAAGACGACGAGGCGGCGAUGAGGAGGACGAUGAUGAUGAGGUCGAGGUCGGUGGCGGUACCGAUGGUGUCGACCAAUUCCGGUUCCUCCGGGAAGCCGCCAACGAAGGGGAGGGGAUGGCAUUUUCCAAGUCCGAUCAAGGCCUUCCGGCAUUCCAAAAUCUCCAAGAUUGGUUCUGAACGGUCGCCUGUGUACAGAGGUUAAUAAUAUAUCUUUUACAAUUAUUAAUUAACAGAAAAAAGAAACUCCUACUAAUAAUAUUACUUCCUUUUUUUAUUUCCUCUUUAAUUCUUUUUGAGUUUGAAAAGGGAAUUUGCAAUGAUAAUAAUUUCCUUGUAAGCAAGCACAACUAUUAUGUGGUGCAAAGUUUAGCCAUUUCAAUGAUUGCAAUCCAUCUGUGUAUCCAUUGGGCUAAAUAUUAAUUUUCAGUUUGAGUUAGUCAUUA